Camellia sinensis is the source of this 1463-nucleotide messenger RNA. Its product is annotated as protein LIGHT-DEPENDENT SHORT HYPOCOTYLS 3. Gene Ontology annotation, cellular component: nucleus. Gene Ontology annotation, biological process: response to light stimulus; mRNA transcription. The record is from RefSeq and is a predicted model, not a curated record. NCBI's taxonomy places the organism in Eukaryota, Viridiplantae, Streptophyta, Magnoliopsida, Ericales, Theaceae.
UUUAUUAAGAAAUAGAACUCUGUUUUGCACCCCCUAUUUUGGGGAAGAAAAGAAAAGAAAAGAAAAAAUCUCUUUUAGCAUUAUCAGAAUUACACUCUUCCAAGUCUACCAGAAAUACACUCUCCCGAGAUUUUCUUGUUUGCUCAAACAAAGAAACUCCACGACCAGAGAAGACAGUUCCCUUCACUCUCUCUCUUCUCUCCCAUCAAUCUAUCUCAUCAUCACCCCAUCAUCACUUCUUCAGCCUAAAAUCUUCCUCUUUUGCUUCACUCACACUCUCUCUAACCACAAAAAUAUGGUAAUCUUGUUACAUUAAUUUUUCUUUUCUUUUUUCUUGGAGUUUGGGGUGUGUUCCUCAUUCAUCAGCUAAUCAAGUUUCUCUCUCUUCCCCUUAGUGUUUUUUUUCCCUCUCUUAGGUGCUAGACUGCUAGUACAUACACACCACAAAAUGAAACCCUAGAAAAAGAGAAAACACAUCACAGACUCCAUACACUACUCUACAAGAUCCAACAAAAUUAAAAACCCACAACAAACAAGCAAAAAAAGAAAAAAACCCAGAUCACCAUUUCAAUGGAUUCAAGCUCAACCCCAGAAUUUGAGAGUUCCAACUCUGAAAACACUGGCAACAACAACAGUGUCAACAACAACUCAGCUGCUACUUCUUCUUCUUCAUCGUCUUCGACCCCGAGCCGAUACGAAAACCAGAAACGCCGAGACUGGAACACCUUCGGCCAAUACCUAAAAAACCACCGUCCUCCGCUAUCUCUCUCCCGGUGCAGCGGUGCUCAUGUUCUGGAAUUCCUCCGAUACCUCGACCAAUUCGGAAAAACCAAAGUUCACACUCCCAUUUGUCCCUUUUACGGCCACCCCAACCCCCCGGCCCCGUGCCCGUGCCCUCUCCGCCAAGCCUGGGGCAGCCUCGACGCCCUCAUCGGCCGCCUCCGUGCUGCCUACGAAGAAAAUGGAGGAAACCCUGAAACAAACCCAUUUGGUGCUCGAGCAGUCAGACUUUAUCUCCGCGAGGUUCGCGAUUUACAAUCUAAAGCAAGAGGGAUCAGCUACGAGAAGAAGAAGCGAAAACGCCCUCCACCGCAGCAGCUGCCGGCGCAGCCACCGCCGCCGCCAGGUGCAAUUUGAUAUAUAAUCUUGGUUCAUCAAGAAAGCCCAUAUCUUUAUUUUGCAUCUAAGCUAUAGAUAUAUGAGCGAGCAUGAAGGUUAGUGACUUUUUAUAUAUGAAGUGUGUUUCUUUUCUUUUCUUUUCUUUGAGUGUGUAUGUACUGUUUGGUAUCAGAGAAAACAAUGUCUUAGAUCUGAUCAGACACCAUAUGAUUCUUCUUUUGAUGCAAACAGUAGUUGUAGUAGAAGCACUAGUAGUUGUUAGAGAGACUAUAGUGAUAGUUGUACUACUAGUAAAUUAAAUAUGUUGUUUGGAGUAAAUGAAAUUGCAGUCAUAUAUUUAUAUA